AUGAGGCAUAACCUACGCUCGAGAGCCCAUCCGGGUCGAAUAUCAAUCGCAUUAGCACUGAGCUAUGUAUUUGACUGGGUGAUCAUUAUCGCUGCGGCGGGCAUUGGCGGCGCUUUCUCAGUCGUCACACCGAACAAAAGACCCUUCUCCCUCACCAAUCCCGAAAUCAGCUUCCCCCAUGUCGAGAAAGAAAAGAUCUCGACAGCCGUCCUCAUAGUUUGCUCCCUCGUAGCACCAGCCGCCAUAAUUUUCCUCGUUGCCAUCCUCCUCGUCCCUGGCCCCACAGUCUCGAAAUCUACACCGAAGGCGCUGAUAUGGAAGAGAAAGCUAUGGGAAUGGCAUACGGGAUGGCUAGGACUGGCGCUCUCUCUUGCCGCGGCGUUUCUCAUCACCAGCGGCAUGAAGAACCUGUUCGGAAAACCGCGACCCGAUCUCCUCUCUCGUUGCAACCCCGACUUCGCGAACGCUGCUUUGUAUGCCGUUGGCGGAUUUGGGACUUCGGGGGAAAGCACGAAUCUAGUCUCUCACACCAUCUGCCAAAACAAGGACAAGUCAGAGAUGAACGAUGGGUUCCGCAGCUAUCCCUCGGGCCACUCCAGCUUCUCAGCCGCCGGCCUAAUCUACCUAAGUCUCUUCCUAGCCUCCAAACUCGGCAUCACCAUCCCCUACCUCUCCCCAUCAGCCCACACCCAAGACCGCUCACAAUUCUCCGCCUUCCCAUCCCGCGCCUCUCAGCGAUCAAGUGAGCAAUUGGAAGAGCCAUCCGGACACAACGACGCCAUAAUUGCAGCGCGGAACCAAGCAGCAGCUCCCCCGGUCUACUUGCUUGCAAUAGCCAUCAUCCCGUGGUUCGCUUCCAUCUACAUUGCUUCUACCCGCUACUCGGAUUUCAGACACCAUGGCUUCGACAUCCUAUUCGGAUAUGUGAUUGGUAUCGUAACGUCCAUUUUUGCAUUCCGAUAUUACCAUCUCCCCAUCUCGCAAGGCGCAGGGUGGUCGUGGGGCCCUCGGAGUCGAGAUAGGAGUUUCUGGGCCGGGAUUGGAGUUGGGAAUUACGCUGGGAGAGAUCCUAAGCACGAGAAUGACGGAAUAGGCGCGCGGGAUCUUGAGGGGCAGCCAAAGAACGAUGAUCGGAUCGAAUUGCUUCCUAUGGAAAACUGUGGGAGUAAUGCUAAUGGACGCCAUUUGACGGAUGGAUAUGAAGAUGGUGGAGUUAGGGGAUGA
Lachnellula hyalina is the source of this 1224-nucleotide messenger RNA. Its product is annotated as Diacylglycerol pyrophosphate phosphatase. Gene Ontology annotation, molecular function: phosphatidate phosphatase activity. The record is from RefSeq and is a predicted model, not a curated record. Bases 1 to 1224 code for a protein of 407 amino acids. Gene Ontology annotation, biological process: phospholipid metabolic process. Lineage: Eukaryota; Fungi; Ascomycota; Leotiomycetes; Helotiales; Lachnaceae. The transcript has 2 exons.